Messenger RNA from Sciurus carolinensis (gray squirrel), 995 nucleotides. Its product is annotated as keratin-associated protein 10-12. Lineage: Eukaryota; Metazoa; Chordata; Mammalia; Rodentia; Sciuridae. Bases 131 to 544 code for a protein of 137 amino acids. The transcript is spliced from 6 exons. The record is from RefSeq and is a predicted model, not a curated record.
CAAGAAGCAGCGCAAGGCUCCCGGGCGGUUCUGGCGCCACCGAGGAUUGGACCCAGCGCCGCGCGGAAUCUGUGAACUGCCGGCGGCCCCGAGGGUGCAGCUCCCGGAGUAACUGGCGCUGUCCUGCCCCAUGGACGCCUCCUCUAGCCCGUGGAAUCCAACCCAGGCCUCUGCCAGCAGCCCUCCCCUGCUGCUCCCCAUUCCUGCCAUCGUCUUCAUUGCCGUGGGCAUCUAUUUGUUGCUGCUGGGCCUAGUGCUGCUGACUAGACACUACCUGCUGGCCCAGGGCUGCUGCACAGACUGCAGCUCCCCCUGUAGGAAGAAAGGUGCCUUACAAGACUAUUGCUGGACCUGUGCAGAAGCCUGUGAUUUCCCUCUGCCCAGCCCAGCCCGCUACCUGGAUGCCUGCUGCCCACAAUCCACGGAAGCUGGUUGGGCCCCUCGCUGCCCUCGCUGCUGCCCGCUCUGCGACUGUGCCUGUGCCUGCCAACUUCCUGACUGCCAGAGCCUCAACUGUCUCUGCUUUGAGAUCAAACUCCGAUGAGGACCCAGGGUCCCUGCCCUUUGGGGAGCAACCAGCCCCCAGGACCCACAUGCACCCCUCGCUCAGGGCCCCCAGGACACCUUUUCUCCAGGCCACUGGAAUCACAAAUGGCUGGUCCAGGGCCAGGCUCCCUGCAAGGCAGGGCUCAGAGAGCCCUUGGGCAGCUGGACUGCAGCUCCUUUGGAAGGUGGAAGGGAGAGGGGCUGCCCCUUUCCCUCCCCAAGUAAGCUAUUGCAUUUGAAUCGGAGGAUGAGGGAGCACUGCUCACCACAGACUGCAUGAUGGGUGGAACUCAGCUGGUCUUGAGUGUCAAGAGUUAGGGUGCCCAGCCACACCCUCUUCAUGGGCUCUUGGUUAUUUUGGGAGACCUCCUGUCCAAAGAUUGAUUUCUCUUGACAACCAAGAGCCUCAGUCUGGAUCUCCAAGGAAGAAAUUUCCUCUGAAGUACGGG